AUGUUCGUGCCAAUCCUUUCGACUGUUUUCCUGCUUGAUGUCAGUAUAUCCUCCGCGUCUAACUCGAGUAUAGUCCAGCUCCAAGACCCAGUCGUGAUUGUACAUCAAUUGAAUUAUCCGCUGCCUUCUGCAAAUAGUAGCUUGACCGCUGCAGAAGGAGAAUUGGAGAACUACGAUGAUAGUGAGCAAGACAAUUUUGACAUUGAUGAAGCUGGUGGGGAGAUGAGAAUGCUUCACUCCAUCAAAAAGAAUAUCCCGCUGUAUUUACGCAGCCAUUUGCUAUUUAAAGAAGCUACCAAUAGUCUCCAGUCGACUCAAAAUGAUGCGAAGGCUCUGCUGGAAAAAAAUGGACGGAGUUUAGAUGAAACUAAGAAGCUAUUCGCACACUUAGCGAAACUUCUCGAGUCUGAUGACGGAGAUUUGAAACUGUUUGCCCGCAUGACCAUCUCCAAAUUCCUUAAAGACUCUUCGACAACCGAGGAUGCACAAUAUCAAUUGCUGCAUAUUCAAACGAAACUAUCAACGGUAUUUGACUGUCUGAUGAGUCAUGUGGAGGACGAAGCUCUAGAAGGAUUUUUUAAAGAUGGGCUGCAUGUUUUAUUGCUAUCCUAUGCCGGCAAACUAUUUAGCUUCGAGGGCAUUUUGGUUGACCAGGCUUCAAUCCUUGAGGACGUCGCUCGAUUCCUUACUGCUAAUCGUAACGGAGGUGAUUUGAUAACUUGGCUCGGAACUUACCAGUCUGCUGUUGAUCUCUACUAUUAUGUCUUUCGUUUGAUAUCGAACUUGGUGCGUUUUGACAGGACCCGCGAACUAGGGUAUCGAUUACAAUCACUGCAAAUUAAUAACUUAGGGGAAUCUCGUUACGACCUCCACAAGUUAUCUUGGAUGUUAAAACGCGAUCGUGGGCUUGAGUAUGCUGCCUAUACUCGAUUUAACUUCAUUGAGCACGAGUCAAAAAGUCGUGUCUUUGUGGGGCGUCAGCUAUAUUUCUUCCUAAGUCAUACAGAAUUGUUGAAGAAAGAAGAACAAAUCGAUUUUUUUCUGAAAAUGUUAUCGGCGGAUGUUGGCCCUGAAACUAAAGACUUAGAAGAAAUUGAUUGGUCGAUGCUUACUGACGAUCAAAUGCGUUUAUUUAAAGCUGCAUUGCAGUCACCUGAUCUUGCGAAGCUGGUCAGAGAGGCUUUGGAGGCAGAGAAUCAGGUCGCUUCAGUUGAAAAAGAGUUGGGUUAUGAGACAGUAGGGAAAGCGUUGAUGGCGGUGAUGAAUGACAACGAUCUCAUGCAAUCGCUCAAGGCGGAGCUUAAUGAAGAGGAACUAGUGCGAUUGCUGAAAGCAAGCUUGGAUGAUGAUAAGCAUCUGGAGAAUCUUCCAUUGCUUCUGACCCACGGUGAUUUUAAGCUGAAGCUGAACCAGAAAGAGCUCCAAGCGUUGGUCACGAAUAUGCAGAAAAUAUUGCCGUAUUUUAAAUUGUCUUUGUUGGAUGGUAAACGUGUAACGUUGCUUGAAAAAGCUCUAGAGCUAGAAGCACGAUUCAAUUUGGUUGAGGACAUGUUGAGCAGUACAGAAUUAAAUACGGCGAAGUCGCUCGAGGUGAUUCUCAACGAUCAGGGGAUAGUGCAAUUGCUUAAGAAGAUAGUGGAGAAUCCUAAUCAUUUAAUGGAAUUUAGAUCGGUUUUGGAGGACAAGGGAUGCAUGCCGAAAUUUACGACGGCACUGGGUGAUACGAAUCUGGCGAAGGUGCUCGAUGCGGUAUUAAGGAAUAUUGAUCUAGUAUUUUUUCUUAGAGUGGCUAUCAAGGAUGAUGAUCGUGUGAAGUUGUUUCGGGCAGCCUUAGAGAAAAAAGAACAGGUGAAUGAGUUUCUAGAGGCAUUGGACAAAAAGAAAUUGGCGAAUGUUUUUAGAUCGAUACUCGAAGAAGAACAUCAAGUGCGUUUGCUGAGAAAGGCUGUUUCGGUUGAUCACCGUGAGGCUUUCAAAAACGCUCUGAAUUUGAGGGAUAGAAAGAUGCUGAAAGAAGAGAUGGUCACGUAUCUAAAGUCAGUUGAUGUCAAGAUAAUAUCGAGCGAUUCGUAG
Plasmopara halstedii is the source of this 2073-nucleotide messenger RNA. RefSeq lists its product as uncharacterized. The record is from RefSeq and is a predicted model, not a curated record. NCBI's taxonomy places the organism in Eukaryota, Oomycota, Peronosporomycetes, Peronosporales, Peronosporaceae. The transcript has a single exon. Bases 1 to 2073 code for a protein of 690 amino acids.